AGAUGUAAGAGCUAAAGCUUAUGCCUUAGCCCUAUUAGCAAAAAAUGCUAAUGCUGGCUCAUCACAUCUUACUCGUCUUCGUAGAGAAUUAAGGAACCUUAAUACAUCACUUGAGAUAAUUGAGGUUACAAAAUUUCUAGAUAUUACAGAAGAUGCCAACAAAAUUCAGAGUGUCAAUCGAAAAAAAGCUGAAGCUAAAUGUAUCGAUUACCCAGAUGAAUUUACAUUAGAAUCAGUUAAAGAAAGAUUAGAUAUGUAUGAUAUUAAAACUUUACCUGAUUGUCAAGCUCUUGCUAAUGUUAUGGUGAUGCUUUGUAUUCGUCCUGCUGAACUUAAAACUUUAUGCAUUACAGAUGCUGGAAAUCAAGAACGAGCCAAAGAACUACUUACUUGGAUUCAGCGUACUAUAUCAUCUAGACGAAUGGGUGAUUCAGGAGCAGUUUAUGGUGUAGUAGCACAUGAGGCUAAGAAUAUGGCCCAUGCUUAUACAAUUGCUGGAGAAUGUCUACGUUAUUCAUCUAAUAAUCAUACUUCUCCUAUGCAAAAUUAUGUUGUAGUCAAUUAUAGAAAAAGAGGA
Molecule: messenger RNA, 577 nt
Organism: Dentiscutata erythropus
Lineage: Eukaryota; Fungi; Glomeromycota; Glomeromycetes; Diversisporales; Gigasporaceae
Source: the annotation of a GenBank genome assembly